AUGUAUCGCACCACCGCCAGAGUCUCAGGGAGCCGCAAGUUAUUUUCGACUCCGCGGGCGAUCUCACAACUCAAGGACUGCCUGGCCAGCGGGGACCUCACAUUCGAGAAAUUCCAAACACAACGCUUUACGGACUCAACCUCUGAAGUUUCUGAAAACGGAAACAAUGUGCCUGAACAGGCUAUCGGACGGGAACGCAGUUCAGGUUCCGGCGCAGACUCUGGCGAUGAGACAUCAUCCCUUGAGAGCGCGUCAAACGCUACCAGCGACGCGACCGAUGUGAGCGUUGCCUCGGAUGUGGAAAACGAAGCACAGAUCGACGUUGAGGAACUUCUUGAGAAUUUCGUCAGCCGACUCGGCGCCGAGUUCAUGACCCAGCUUAUGCAGG
Messenger RNA from Diaporthe citri, 388 nucleotides. RefSeq lists its product as uncharacterized. The annotation marks the transcript as partial. The record is from RefSeq and is a predicted model, not a curated record. The transcript is spliced from 2 exons. Lineage: Eukaryota; Fungi; Ascomycota; Sordariomycetes; Diaporthales; Diaporthaceae.